Geodia barretti is the source of this 6568-nucleotide messenger RNA. Lineage: Eukaryota; Metazoa; Porifera; Demospongiae; Tetractinellida; Geodiidae. The record is from the annotation of a GenBank genome assembly.
CUUGCAUGUAAAAGUAGUAUAUAGCUAGAUGUUUCCUUCGCAGUUUGACCUUUAUAAUAAUUAUAGAGCUGCGGAGUUGCGGGCUGUGUGAGUCAAACGUGCGAUAAGGACUGUGACACGACGGUGGUGUAGCGAUUCAACUGGGCUAAGCUCAAACCCAGCUACAAGAGCAAUAAAAGGUAUUAUUUUAGCAUUAACCACAUAAUGGGAAAUAGCCUGACAAAACGCCCAUCAGAGUAUAAUGGAGUUAGCUGCAAAUGUCAUAAGAGCUUACCACCUUGUAAAAAAUGGAGUCAAUUUACUGAACAAUACAUUUGCCGGGGAGCAGAUACUGUUGAGGUUUAUGUUUUUCUUGGAGGAAAAUACUACAGAAUUAAAAAUUCUCCCACUUAUUAUUGCAAUGCAUGCUUUUGGGAGCCUCAAACAACAAUGAAGGAGCAGGAGAAAAAUACUGAAGCUCAGAGACAGAGAGAAAUUAUGGAGAGAAAAGAAGAAGAACAAAGACAAAGGCAUCAAAAGAGAGCUGAAGAAGCACAAAGAAGUCUAGAAGAACGGAUGCGAUCAAGGAGAUUGAUGAUGGAAAUAGAAGAAAGAAAGCAGCAAAUGGCAAGGAGGGCAGAGGAAGCUCAGAGAGAAGUCGAGAAGCAAAAGAGGUUUUUGUUGGAACAGAUGGAAAGAAGAAAACAGGAAAGAAUAGCAAUAGAGCGUGAAAAGAAACAGCGGGAGAGAAGAGAAGUUGAAUAUGAACUUUCUCGAGGUAUUACUGAGGAGCAAAGUUUUUAUUCAUGGGUUUGGAAAAAGGAGAAAGAAAAAGUUCGUCAAGUUGUUGAAAUUCAAACACAUCAAAGGGAUAUCACUCUUACGACUCCUGACUACCAAGGAGCUGAAUGUGUGGAAUCAAUUAGAAGCCGUGAAAUUCUGAUUGGAUCAGAAAGUGAAAAAGACAUAGAUUUCGAAGAAGAUACAGGAGAAUUAUUUGAACAGCUCUUGGAGGCAGUAAGUGAAAUGCAAAUAUCAGAUAGAACAGUUAAAAAGGAAUGGCUGGAAUGUGCCCAGACCCGCUUUCUACUACAGUAUUGUCAAGCAAGGCACCUAACAACAGUUGAAGAGCAAUCGAUUACAUAUUCACUUGUUAAUGUUCGAAAACACCUCAAUAUUGAGGAGUUACUCUCCCUUACUAAGGUUAUGGGUCACCUAAUUGCGAAUCUUGAUAGUUUCACAGCUGCUGAUAAUAUGGAUGAAACAAGCAUAUUUCUAAUUCAUCUAAUGGACUGCGGAAUAAGCUUAGGUUACUAUGAAAGCAUUUUUUUGAAUAAUUGCUUAAAUGUCCUUGUUUCCGUGAUACUGAAGGACCCUGAGUUUCAAGCAAUGUUUUUUCAACCCAGUCCCAGACGGUGGACAACACAAGAAAGGUACUAUAUUCUGAGAAUAUUCUUCCAACACAAUGUAUCAAUGGCCAACCUCAAAUGCAUUUAUCACUUAAUUCAGUCCUAUAGCAUACCAUUUCAAGUUGUACGAGAACUUUUUGAAGAGACCCCAAACAAAUUACAAAUGUCACUUGCUGAAUAUGUAAAAAACGAACCAGAAGUUGACUUCGGCACUAUUCUACUUGAAAUUGAAAAGAGUGAGCUCCUAGAGAGUGGAACGGUGGACAGAAGUAUAAUGGUAGACCUAAAGGAUAUUUUAUCCCAAGUUCAUCAAAAUAGCUCUGAAUUUGAUCUUGAUUACAAGAAAUAUCUUAGUCCUGUAGCAAUUUCGGCUGCAAAAUUGUGUUUAACAGACCUUAGAAGUGGAAGUGUUGCUACAGAGAGAAUUGCUUCUGCCAUUACAACACUUGCAUGUGCAGUUAAAGACACCACACCCUUUUUUCCUCAUGAGGCACAGUUGGCUGCUCUAGCCAUUCUCAUUCUCUCCAGCUCCAGAUCAGUAAACCAUCUACUCGAGGUUCUCACAGGGGAAGGCAAAUCGUGCAUAAUAGCAAUGUUUGCUGCAGCACUUGGCAUGCAAGGAAAGCAUGUAGACAUCAUUACAAGUUCUCCUAUCCUAGCUUGCCGUGAUUCUGAAGACUGGAAGCAGUUUUACUCAACUUUUGGCCUUACUGUGAGUCAUAAUACAGAUUUUAACAAGGUUUCAGCUGACAAGGAAAAAGAUGCAGAUGAAGCAAAAAGGAAAUGCUAUAAAAAUCAAAUUUUGUAUGGCACUGUUAGCAGUUUCGCUGCAGAUGUUCUUAGAGAAGAAUUUCAAAGAAAAGAGAUAAGAUGUAGUCGCAGUUUUGAUGCUGUAAUUGCAGAUGAAGUAGACCUUCUACUACUGGACGAGGGAGUAAAAUUUACUUAUCUUUCACACGAUGCUGCAUUCUUACACCAUAUGGAGCCAGUUAUUGCAAGUGUCUGGGCAGUAGUUGGGCAGUACAGACCAUUAAAAACAGCGGAUGGGUACAUUUUUUAUGCUCGAGAUCAAUAUCCAUUCUUUGAAGCUAUAUUUGAAGUAAUAUGUUCUGAAUGCCAGUUUAAUGAUGUACUCGACAUUAUUGAACUAGCUGAAAAGACUGGCUUCAUAAGUAAAGAAAUUCAACUGAAGCUAGUAGAAGGUAGUCAUGAAGAAAAGAGAGAGGCAAUAAAAUGCAUAAAUACUGAUACUAUCAUAGAGAUCAUACAAGAAGUGCGAAAGUGCACCGGUUUGUUUCUUGUACCUUACAUAGUUGGCCAAGAUGGGCAAAUAAUUUCAACAAAAUCGUAUUUGGCACACUCGCCAAUGGAAUACACGAAGAACAUUCUAAUAUUUGACCACGGAGUUGCAACUGCCUUGUAUAGCCGCACAGAACUAGCAGAGGGAACAGUAGAGAAAGUCCAGGAUAACAUUGAAUUCUCAAGUACAGCAGAAGGCCAUGGUGAUAAUGAAAUGCUAAUAGUUCCCCUCUUUUUGGAGACAUUUGUGACACACCAGUUACCGGUAUAUGUCAAUAGUGCAAUUCAAUGUUUGCAGAUGCUAGAAGACAGGGAAUAUGCUAUCAUGGAUGGUAGGAUUAUCCCAGUUGAUUUUCAAAACAGUGGAAUACUGGAACUUAACAAAAAAUGGGGUGCUGGUUUGCAACAAAUGCUGGAGAUGAAACAUGGGCUAUGUUUGAGCCCUAUGUCUGUGGUAACAAAUUUCAUGUCUCACAUUGAACUUUUUUCAAGGUACAAAUAUAAUGGUAUCUAUGGGCUAUCUGGGACACUCAGCAUUGAAUGCUCAGCCACCAAAGAGCUACUGAAAGAACUUUUUAAUGUUAAAGUUGGCUGUGUUCCUUGCCACAAGCAUCGAAAAAUAUAUGAGAAAGACGCAAUAAUUGUUAAUGGCAGUAAUGAAGACUGGUUUAGAGAGAUAACAAAAGCUGUUGAUGAUGCUGUAGAGCCAAAACCCUGGAAAGGAAGCGGGCGUGCAGUUCUCAUACUCUGUGAAGACAUUAGAACAGCAGAGCAAUUGAGAAGACAUGUCCUUCAAAGAAAACUGGCAAAGUAUACAGAAAAAACAGUGAAGUUGUAUGCUUAUAGUAGUUCCGAUGAAACUAAAACAAUUGAUCAUACCAUGACCCCUGGAGAAAUUAUAAUUGCAACAAAUCUUGCGGGUAGGGGGACAGAUUUAAAAGUAACAGAGGAAGUCAAGGAGAGUGGAGGACUUUUCUGCAUAUUAACGUUUCUUGCACGCAAUCGAAGAGUAGAAUUGCAAGCAUUUGGGAGAGCGGCCAGGAAAGGUGAUCCAGGAUCAGCACAAUGUAUCAUCCAUGCCGCUUCUCUUUCACAGCACUACAGAAAUUGUGAUGCUGAGUCAAUGAGAAAGCUAAGGGAGGAUGCUGAGAAUGUCCGUUUAAGAACAAUGAUGAAGCGAGACAUUAAACAAGUGCAAUGUAAGGAGGCACUUUUCAAGAAGCACUGUAAGGCUCUUGAAAGAAUACAUUCACUGCUUGGGCACAGGGAUGAUAUAAAAAUAAUAAUUGACUGCCUAAAUGAAGUAUGGGGUCAAUGGCUCCAGAUGAAGAAUGAGGAAAUAUUAGGUGAGACCCGUAAUGAAGAAAUACUGCAUGAGGAGCUUGAUGCACAACAUAGAAAUUGGAUUAUAAAAAUAGAUGGCGAUGUUCUAUCCUUCCCCUUUAUAAACUAUUACCACUUGAUGAAAUUUGCUAAUAAUUUACUCAUCUCAAUGAAGGAGGAAAAUCUUGCCAGAGCUCAUCGGUACUACAGUAAGAGCAUUGAGCUUGAGCCUCGGUAUGCAUUCAUUGCUCAUUAUAAUCGUGCCUACUGCACCAUAGUGAAGAAAGGAAGCAAUUACAAAAAGGAAGCUUUGGAAGAUUUGGAAAAUGCAAGCAACACUCUAGUGAACUACAUGAGUGAUGUAACAUAUGUUUUACAGUGUGUAACUCUACUGAUGAAAAAAAAUUCAAAUGAAGGCAUUCAGGACUCAGAAAAUGAUGAAGGAUUUACUGUCCAAAUGAAAACUCGAAUACAAAUACUACACUUCCUAUCCAACAACAUGGAAGAAUCAAUUAAAAUUAUUCAAGAAAUGAAAGAAAGUGAUAAUAUUGCAUCCAACCCAAUUGGUAUCUUUUCACUUAUACCCAGCCUACAUGGCACAACACACCGAGAGCUCUAUGGACUGUGGAAUCAAGGCCUUGAAAUGAUGUUUUCUUUGAAAACCAAACCUGCAUUUUGUUGGAGUGCUGCAGUGGUUUGUACCCUUGGCGUAGCACAGCUAAUAACUGGAGUGGUGCUAUGUGUUUGUACUGUUGGAACAACAGCAUCAAUUGGAGUGACCCUAAUAGUUGAAGGAAUAUCUGACUGUAUGGACGGAAUUAUUGGAAUGUGGAGAGGAGAAUUCAGCUGGACUUCAUGGGGCCUAAGCAAAGCAGCUGGAUUGACAUUGUCCAUUUUCUCCGGUGGCAUUUCUCGUGUUGUUACUAAAGUACCAAAAAUUGCCAAAGUGGCAAAAGUCGCCAACCAAAUACGGAAGGAAUUUGGUGCUGCUACUAAAAUGGUAAAUGUAGGGUAUUCCAAAUGCAUUAAAGGCAAUUUGAAGCAUGUUUUAAAGUAUGUGGGAAAAGAGUUUGUAGAACAAGCUGCAAUGCAAGGAUUAUCACUGAUUGAAAAGGAAGUACUUGAUGGUGUUUGUAGAAUGAUUGGUGAUCUAUGCAAAGAACAAGCGAAGAACUCUAUACAGACAUCAUUUAUGCAGGGAGUUUUGGGAAGAUACACUAACAUACUUGUUGUAUUGAAGUUACCAACACACAUGAUUGUAGAGAAUAGUCAAUUGCCACCAGCAUUUGUAAGGCAAGCAUGUGAUUUUUUCACUGGUUUAGGGGAUGAAGCUGUCAAAGCACUUGUAUCAACAAGUGACAUAGAACAAAUAUUGAAGAAAGCAUCUUCAAAACUGUUUCAAAAGCUCAUUAAACUGUGUAAACCGGGUAAAAGUGUUCAUGCUGUAAUGGAAAUUGUUAGAACAGGUGGCAUCGUAGUUGAAGCUCAAAACCAGAUUAGAGUCUUAGUUCAACGUUUUAUUCCAGAAGCUGAAAAACUGUGUGAAGGUUAUGAAAAAUCAAAAACUCUUCCUCCUCUCGAGCAACAAUCUGCUUCCACUAUUUCCGACUCUCCUUCAGUAUUACAUUUGAAGGAAAAGCUAAUUGACAUACUUGAAGACAUUCUCGCAUCUGCCAUUGCUACUAUACUGAAGCAAACCAUUGGAGCAGAAGUUAACAGCUUUGUAAACAAAAAAAUUAAUCAUGUUGGACAAAAGCUUUUAAGGGACUGCAUGAAAACAGAUCAAACACUGAGAGCAAUUAAGGCAGGUCAAAGAGCAAACUACAACCGCUUCAUGAACCAGCCUACACGUGAAAAUCCCAAAAUAUCAUCUUACAUAAGGAGCAUGGAAGAUUCCAAAAGUCCAGGUACACUCUUAGAACUUAAUGCUGCAGUGUCAUUGCCAGAAUAUGGCCGAGGUGUUGCUAUAUAUGAAAUAAAAAAUGUAAAGAAAUGUCUAAGUUGUACAAUAGAUCCGUGCCACACAAAAGCUUCGUCUCCCAACAUAGAACUUAUCUAUACUCCUCCACGAGAAAAAUACUUCCAAGGGCACUAUGAUGUUGUACUAAAAGGAAAGAGGGUGAAAAUUGAACCAGGUUCAGGUGGCUGCCUUUUUCAUGCUUACGUGCUGGGUUUAAAUCCAAAGUUAUCUAGAGAAGAACGAAGGCAACAUGUUGCAAUAAUGCGCCAGAAAGUUGUUAAGUGUUAUAAAACUCAGCCUGAGCUCUGGCAUGAUUACAUUCUCCAAAGAGUUGGUAUAGAAAGUGUAAAAUCAUUGAAGCAACAACCUGUUUUGACACAGUCAGGGCCAUUAACCCUUUGGAGGCCACGGGUAUCCCCAUUUGACGUAUAACAUAUUAACUCCUAGUAUUAUAGCCAUAUUAUAUAAAUUUUUAUGGACUUAUGGGCUAUAUAUGCCAUGGCUUGCUAAGGAUUAAACUGAACUACAGACUAAUUACAGUAAUGAUUACUUGUGAUUUACAUUAAUUGUGAUUGGAAGAUGCUGUUUUUUAUUGGCG